GCUGCAAGCGCGGAGUCGAACCAGUGGGGGCGGUCCUGGGGAAGCACUGGCCCCGCCCCUUAAAGGGCUCUCUGCUGCCGCCCUCCGCGUGCUGAAGUGGGAUCCCCGAAGGUUGCGCCACUGGAAGCGAAGCAAGUGGGCGCUGCAGCAGUGCCUGCGGACUGGGGGCAGAUUCUCAGAGUCCCCAGACUUCCAAGCGGAUUGAGGAGAGAAACCCCAGGGAUUGCCCAAGCCAACUCUCCUGCUUGUUAAGACCUUGAUGUCCAAAAGAAGACAGCUGAAGGGAAGUGCCUGCACCCACCCUACCCCACUCCCAUAGUGCCCCCACUGCCAGCCCCUCCUUGGUGUUCUCCUUUCAGGAACAGAGAUCAUAUCCCACUGGCAGCCCUGGCACCCCAAGGGAAAGGGGGAGGUAGGAAAAGUCCCACCAGUGUCCUGAGGGGAGGAGCAAAAUACUACCAGGAUGUGAGAUGUUGUCUGUGGGCAAGGUGCCUGCUUAGUCCGUGAGGGAUCGUGGGAGUUGGACUGUGGCUGAACGCCCCUUCCCCCAAUAACUCCUCCAUCUGAAGCCAAGGCUUCAAAACCCUGAUAAAGUGUGGCUUUCUACUGGAUUCCUUGUCCCAAACUCUUGGUGUCUGAUUUUUCCUCCUCUUCCUUCUCUUGGGUUGGAGCAACUGUCGGGAGACCCCCACCAUGAUUCAUUCUCUCCCCUUCCUUCUCCUUCUCCCCCCCUCUAUUAAGUCCAUUCUUCCCAGUCCGGUGUGAUACUUUUGAGUCCCAGCUGCAGAUGGGGCAAGCUUUCUUUUCGGCUGGAACAAGCUGCUGAGUCUUUAGCCUCCAGGCUCACUAGUACCCCUGGGCCCCUCCCUCCACAGACCGAGGACUUCCUACUGCUCCCACCCCACCCUGAAAAGCCAGGGGACAAAGACUCAUUACCUUUAUAAGAUUUGAAGUUCUACUUAAUGUCCUUGUUUCAGAGGGUGAUAAAGAGACAGCUGGCUCCCCUUAACCUGGUCCUGUAGGUUUCUUCAGUUACCCCAGCAGGGCUAAGCUCCGUCCUGAAUUUGGCCUUUCUUUAAAAGAAAUAGAGGUACAGAGUCCUCAAGAUUCAUGGGCACCUGAGUUCCUGCCCCCUACCCCCUUGCAGGUUUCCCAGCCCCCUCAAGACAUUCAUGGAUGGAUGAGAGGAGCUGACACUGACCUCCCUCUCUGUGACCACCUUCUCUUCGGCCAUGGAGGAAGCCUUGCUGCCCCUGGCCAUGACCUCUGACCCCAGGCCCUUUAAUCAACAACUCCCAGAGCCUCCAGACCCAAGAUGUGUCUUGGAACCCCAGGACAAUCCUGAAUUGGCACCCGCCCUGGUGUGUGCUCUUUGCUGCUGCUUUGGAAUCAUCUACUGCUGCUUCGGCUACCGCUGCUUCAAGGCAGUGAUGUUUCUCUCCGGCCUGCUAUCAGGAGCCCUGGUGAUCUUCCUGCUGUGCCACAAGGAGCGUGUGCUAGAGACACAGCUGAGCCUGGAGGUGAGCGCGGGCAUUGCGCUAGGCAUCGGACUCCUCUGCGGCCUAGUCACCAUGCUGGUUCGCAGUGUCGGUCUCUUCCUGACUGGUCUCCUGCUAGGCCUAACCCUGGGCGCCGGGGUCCUGCUGGGCACUGAGCCCAUCUACCAACCACCUUCAGCCUGGGUGCCGGCUGGGGGGCUGGUGGGGCUGGCACUGCUGGGAGCCCUGCUCACGCUUCGGUGGCCACGUCCAUUCACAGUUUUGGGCACAGCCCUGCUGGGUGCUGCGGUGCUGGUGGCCUGUGCUGACUACUUCCUGGAGGGGCUGGCACUGGGCAGUCGGCUGGGCCAGCGCUUGCAGGCACUUCCAGCCUUGCCUCCUCUCUGCUGGUAUAGCUGGGUCUUGCUGGGGACCUGGCCAGCCCUGGGGGCCCUUGGGGCCCUGGCCCAGUGGAAGCUCAUGGAUGAGGAACGUGGAGGCCACACCAAUGCAGUGGUCUUGAGCCACCAGCGAAGGCAUCUCCAACUCCUUCGGAUCCGUCAGCAAGAGGCUAAGUGGCACCGGACCUCCCCUGGGGUGGGGCUCUGUGAGGGCAGCUACCGGCGCCCACUCCACCCCAGCGCCCGGAGCCCUGCUGACAGUCUGGCUCCAAGCUAUCUCCAGAGCCUUCGAGAGCACCAGCUGGGACCAGGCACCCAGGCCACAGCUCCCCACACUGUCCUGGACCUGGAUUCUGACUGUGGUUCCACUGUACCCCUCACCACACCUUCUGGUUCCACCCGGACCUGAGCCUAAACCUCCACUGAUGCCCUCACCCCUAGCAAGGGCCUGGGAACACUAGGUGGGCAGGGCCUAGGCCCACAGGAUCCAACACAAACUUCCCCACCUCUUGGGGAUGGAAUCUGUGCUCCAACCCAGAGCAGCCCUGUAGGGAUAUGUUUUAGGUACAGAUAGAGAGGAAUCUUGUGGAGAAGGGAGAGGAAUGGAAAUAUGAGUACCUACCUCUGUCCAAUAAUAGAGGUGCCUUGGUCCCUAAAGUAACUGACUCCCUAAUUCCCUCCAAACCAAACCAAGGAGGACCGUUACCCAAAUAGCCUUCUAUAUACCCGCCUCAGUGUGCCUCACAAUGGUAAAAUAAGGGGUUUUGUUUUUGUAGGACCUAUAGAAAAUCAGGAAGCCCCCUUAAGCACUUGAUAGCUUUUUGAUGGGGAGAAGGGCAACAGAGGAGCUCAAGGAUCCCUAAUCCCCAGGUCCCUCAUUAGGGGGCAGUUGGGUUCCUGGUUAGCCUUUCCCUCUGGACCCUGUAGGCUCAAGCCCCCUUCUCCUACCUCAGUUGGGGGUACUGUCCUCCAUGGUGCUUCCCUUUCCUUUCUUCUUAAUGUGGGGAAGACCACAGGGCAGUGCCUGGCUCAGCACCCACCUUCCCCCAAAGCUGGCUUCUUGCUCCAAGGAGACAGCAUUGGCCCACAUGCCAGAGUCUUGCCCUUUUGCCCAAAGGAGCCUGGUCUUCAGGGCUGCGUGAAAGACAAGUGCCUUCUCUGCCUCUCAUUAUAGGUGACACUAAUCUCCUUAACCAGAACAUUGUCCCAGCCACUAACCCAUUCUAACUCUCCACUACCCCUGAUUCUCCUGCCCAAAGUCUGUUCCCUGGUUCCCCAGACAGCAUGAAGGAAGAUAUGUCCCUGCCCUGGGGAAGCAAGGUUAUGAUGGGAGGGAGGAAGAACACGGGAGCAUGUGAAUAAAAUGGCAUUGAACAUUGAA
Molecule: messenger RNA, 3260 nt
Organism: Balaenoptera ricei (Rice's whale)
Lineage: Eukaryota; Metazoa; Chordata; Mammalia; Artiodactyla; Balaenopteridae
Product: transmembrane protein 198-like
Exons: 5
Coding region: 1233-2288 (351 amino acids)
Cellular component (GO): plasma membrane; vesicle membrane
Source: RefSeq, a predicted model, not a curated record